AAAAUCACAGUUCAGUCACAGUUUCUUGAGAUCCUACAGUCCUUUAGGCUACACCGAAAUAUGCUUAAAAUACAGAAAUAGGAUUUCAAUGUAAUAUCGUAGCAACACUAUUUUACUUCAUGUUUGCUUUUAAUUUCAUUUGGCGUAGUUAGCAUAAUAAUUCAUAUACAAAAAUAACACACGGAUGUAAAUUUGUGCGUAAAUGUCGACUGUCGUUCCACAUCAAAUAAAAAUCCAUACUUACUAAUUAAUUCAACAACAUUCCUCAAUGGCGUAACUUCAUCACAACAAACGGCACGAAGUGUUGCAAAUGGCAGAUGUAAAGCAAUGUAAACAUACUGUGUGCGUUUUUAUAGAUCAGAACUCUGCGGGUUUUAGGCGAUGUUGACUCUCAGUGUUCAGAUACUAAUAACUGAAGAUCAUGUGGAAGUGCCAUAAAUGUGGGAAACCAGUUUAUUUCGCGGAAAGGAAACAAUCACUGGGUUAUGACUGGCAUCCAGAAUGUCUGAGAUGUGAAGAAUGCGGAAAACGGUUGAAUCCCGGGCAGCAUGCUGAGCAUAAAGGAGUUCCAUACUGUCAUGUUCCCUGCUAUGGUGCAUUGUUUGGCCCACAGCUGUUUGGACAUGGGACAAGGGUUGAGUCUCAUACCAGCUUUGGUAAAGUGGAAAAUCGAUCUGGAGGACCAAAUAUGCCACGGUCUCACUUGGAAUCAAAACUGAAAGUUUUCAAUCAGUUUUAUGAUGGUAAGAGUGGAGAAAUCAGGAGUAGAGAGGUCAAUGGUCGUCUAGUUUUGGAAGGAGCCUUACGGAUUCACUGGGGUGUUCUUGGAGUGAUCCAUCUCAAAGAAGAUGAUGAUCAACGUACAGUUGUCACGAUACGGAAACGUAAUUCAUGUAGAAGUGGAAUUUUUAAUGGUGUAGAUUUUGAAGUUUCAAAUGUAAACUGUUUAAAUGUGGCUGAUAAUGAUACUGAAGUCGAUACGGACUGUGAAGGAGUCACUUGUAGUAAUGAAACCUGUGAUUCAGAAACAUCAAGUGCAACAUCAACUGAGAAUAAGCUUAAAUCUCUGACACUGCCUCACAAGUUGGAUAUUAAACAAAUUAAUUGGGAUGAGCUUGAUGAUUUACUACAGGUCGAGAGAAAGGUGGAAGAGGCAGACAAACUAUACCAGACAAUGCCUGUUGCCCUACCCAGUGUUACCAACCAGUCCAGUUUUGAUCAGUUUGAAGGGCAUGAGCAUAUUCUCUCUACUGAGUCCAGUCUGUAUGCAACUGACAGUGUUUUGAGUGAAGACAGUGACAAUAUAAAGAGUGAUGAUUGCAACCUUCAGUUCGAUAACAGUCCAGUAUCUGUAGCUGACGAGAGGCAGAACAUUUCUUUAAAGGACAGUUGGAUUGUCGAAAGUGAUGAUAGAUUUUGUCCUAAUAUAUCAGAACCUUCAUAUGGUUACUGGGAAAAGAAUCUGAACCGUUCUCUCAGUGGCCCAGACUGCUUACAGAGACAUCAGGAGAGGAGUUCAGCCAUUGAAGAUACAAAUCUUAAACCUGUACACUAUUCAGAUGAGUAUGAAGAUCAACUAGAGAGGGCUCUAAAUGAGAUUGGAGAUGGAAAUGGUGUGGAAGAAGUUGUGAGACGGCCAACAAAGACUGGCUCAACAGCCAUCAAGCGUCGGCCUGGCAAGAGGCAUUCUAGGACUAAACUGAAACGAAGAUGUUCAAUUAAUGGCCAUUUCUAUAAUCGGGAAACAAGUUUCUUUACACCCCCACAUGGUAGCCAAAUGAGUGUCUGGAUCACAUCACUUGUCAACACGCAGGAAGUUAUUAACCUGUUGUUGGAGAAAUACAAAGUGGAUAGCAAGCCCAUCAACUUUGCCCUCUUCAUUAUCAGGGAUAAUGGAGAGCAACGUCGGUUGCGUGAUGAUGAAUAUCCCCUGCUAGUACGCGUGAUGUUGGGUCCACACGAAGAUGUUGCAAAGUUGUUUCUGAUGGAUCGUCAGAAUACUGAAGAAAUUAGCAAUGAGGUGGCACAGUUCCUGAACCUGAGCAUAGCUGAGUGCCGUGCCAUCUUGGAAAGGUAUCAGGAAGAGGAGGAGCGAGAAGCAAAGAGGGUUAAGGCUAAAUUUCGAGAACUCCGUAAAAGAGUAAAACAAAGAAUGGAAGAAUUAAAGGUAAGGUUAUGAUGUUUGUUACUAUUCAUCAGGAUCCUUCAUUCUAAUCAAAAUAUGCUUAAUGCUGUUGCAAGUCUCAACAUUGCUCUCUAAGAAGAAAUGUGGAAGCAGCUUCUGAAUUAUGGCAGUGUGAGUUUUAUGUUCUGCGGCAUAAUUGUAAAUGUUCUGUGAUGGAUCAUUUGAAUGAGAAACAGACUACAGAAGAAACAGUUGAGAUAAGAAAAGAAUAGGUUUAAACAUUUUAUGUAAUGUAGCUGUCUUUAAUAUCAGUAUGUUGUCUUCCCCAGUUGAGAUUGGUAGGUAAGAACUGUGGUUUUCAAACUCUUUUAAGUGGACCUCAGAAGUAAGGUAUGUACUGAAUAAUUCAAAAUGAAGUAGACAUUUUCAUAUACUAAUAAUAAAAUACUUAUUCAUUUGACAUGAUGCCACAUAUACCAUUAGGCAGCUAAUCUCACUAAGUUAUUUUCCAGUACCAGCCAGAACUGUAAUUCUCUUCCUGCCCACUAGAGGUGCACAGUUGUGAAAAUGGUGUAUAUACAGGAGAGAACUUGUAUUGAGAGCAGACCAACGUAUGAUGAUGUUUUUAAGAGUUGACAUAAUGACUGCAGUCUCUGUACUUGUAAAUGCUCAUUUUUUUAUUUCUAUCUUUCUUUUAUUUUCUUGAGAAAGAGAGAACUUUUCAUUUGGAGAUUGAACAUGACCAUGAGAAAGCUGAGAACCAGUGGACUAGUAUUUGUCAUAAGUAGUAUCAUAAUGAAAAAUUAGUGCCAUAGAUAUGGAGAUUGCAGCCUAAACAUAUGUUUUAUUCAUAUUUACUGAAGUCUUGCAUGUGCAGUACAAAAUGCUUUAUUUCUAACGUUUUCUUUUGUCUUUAAUAAAUGUUUAUUUUUAGAAAGCACUUAGGUAAACAGACCAGUAACAUGAUUUUAACUUCAUUGACUAUUGUAAUAUAUUAGCAGUAAUUCUAUAAAAUGUCAAAUACAGUAAUAAAGCACUAUCACAUCUUGUAAUAACCAAAUAGGAAAUAUAUAGAUCAACUAACCUAAAUCGUGUAUCAUUCCAUAUCAGUGUAAUGACACUGAUUUUGAUUUUCUUCAGGUCACAGACAUAUAACUCUCUUUUUUAGGUUAUGUCAGAGAAGUUUGUUAUACAUUGACAUGAGAUUCACAGAGAUUUUAUAGUAGAACUUCUUUAGAUUCAUACAUUAGAUUAAUGCAACAGAAAAAUACUGUCUUUUGAUUGUUAAGCCUUUUCUGUCACCCUUUUGCAAUGGCCAGUGAUGUGUUUGGCCAGUAGUGGCAUUCAACAGAAAUUCUGUAAUCAUGGGGGGAAAAAAAAACCCGAUAAACGUCACUAGAUGUAAACAAUAGUUUUCUACAAUUCUGGUACCCGUAAUAUAAUGCUAAUCAGAAUUUUGCACAGUGAACCACUAGUUAAGAAACAAUUCUGUGUUAUGUAUUCAUUCUUUAUUAUUUUUUUUAGGUUAAUUAGGUUCAGACAUUGUAACAAUUAUGUGUCAGCUGCUUAUGAAAUUAUCCCUAGGGAUUACUAGGUUUUUGGGCUUCUUCCAUCUGGUAUUCUGAAGAGCGCAACAUUUCGGAAA
Molecule: messenger RNA, 3770 nt
Organism: Cryptotermes secundus
Lineage: Eukaryota; Metazoa; Arthropoda; Insecta; Blattodea; Kalotermitidae
Gene: Rassf
Exons: 9
Coding region: 422-2179 (585 amino acids)
Biological process (GO): signal transduction
Source: RefSeq, a predicted model, not a curated record